AUGUCUGGAACAAAGAUUUGGCUCAGAGCAGAGACCAAGCCUCAAGAGGCGCGGUCAGCUCUCACACCUACAACGACAAAGGCUUUGCUGGAUGCCGGAUAUGACGUUACGGUUGAAAAGUCGAGCCAGAGUAUUUUCGAUGAUGAGGAAUACGCCACUGUUGGCGCCCGCCUCGUUGAAGAAGGAUCGUGGGUCAAAGACGCACCCAAAGAUACAUACAUCCUCGGCCUCAAGGAACUCCCCGAAGACGACUUCCCUCUCGAACAUGUACACAUCUCCUUUGCGCAUUGCUACAAGAAGCAGGGUGGAUGGGAGAAGGUCCUGAGCCGCUGGCCCCGCGGAGGCGGUACUUUGUUGGAUUUGGAGUUUUUGACCGAUGAGAAGGGACGCCGUGUUGCUGCUUUCGGUUACUCUGCUGGAUAUGCAGGGUCCGCGCUCGCGAUCAAGACCUGGGCCUGGCAAUACACACAUGGCAAAGAUGAGCCUCUUCCCGGCGAAACUCCCUACGCCAACGAGGGCUUGCUCAUCAGCUCCGUCAAGGAGAUUCUAGAGGCUGGAAAGAAGAAAGCUGGACGAUCGCCCAAGGUGCUCGUUAUCGGCGCUCUUGGACGAUGCGGCGGUGGUGCUGUGCAAUUCGCCAAGGACGUUGGUAUCCCUGACGAGGAUAUCAUCAAGUGGGAUCUCGAGGAGACUAAGAAGGGUGGCCCAUUCAAGGAGAUUGUCGAAGACGCCGAUAUCUUCAUCAACUGCAUCUACCUAUCUGCAGCGAUCCCCCCGUUCGUCAACGCCGAGACUCUUGCUUCCUCCACACGCACUCUCUCCGUUGUCUGCGACGUCAGCGCCGACACAACAAACCCCCACAACCCAAUCCCUAUCUACAACAUAACCACCACAUUCGACAAGCCCACCGUUCCCGUCACCAACAUCCCCAGCCUGGGCAACCCCGAGCUACCUCUCGACGUGAUCAGCAUCGAUCACUUGCCUUCUUUGUUGCCUCGUGAGAGUUCAGAGAUGUUCAGCACCGCGUUGCUGCCGUCCUUGCUGCAGCUCGAGGAUAGACAGAAUGCGCGCGUGUGGGUGCAGGCGGAGAACUUGUUUAAGCAGCAUGUUUCUACUUUGCCGGAGGAGUUGAGGAAGAGGGAUUAA
Molecule: messenger RNA, 1146 nt
Organism: Talaromyces marneffei
Lineage: Eukaryota; Fungi; Ascomycota; Eurotiomycetes; Eurotiales; Trichocomaceae
Exons: 9
Coding region: 1-1146 (381 amino acids)
Cellular component (GO): cytoplasm
Molecular function (GO): saccharopine dehydrogenase (NAD+, L-lysine-forming) activity
Source: RefSeq, a predicted model, not a curated record